This is a messenger RNA of Trichosporon asahii var. asahii CBS 2479, 1704 nucleotides long. RefSeq lists its product as uncharacterized. The transcript is spliced from 7 exons. Lineage: Eukaryota; Fungi; Basidiomycota; Tremellomycetes; Trichosporonales; Trichosporonaceae. The record is from RefSeq and is a predicted model, not a curated record. The coding region runs from base 1 to 1704 and encodes 567 amino acids.
AUGGUCGUUUCCUCCGCAGGCUACACGCCACGAGUUGUCUCAGGCGCUAGCACAAGCAGCUCGGAGUCUAACGCCAUCUCAGCGACCUCGUCAAGCGACACCAACAUCACCGUCCCUUCCUGUACCGAGGAGGAGUCCAAAGAAGAGCCUGGAUGUGCACGACAGGUUGGGAUCGAGACCGAGACGCCACAGAGUAUUGCCGAGGAUGCAUCUGGCACGUUCACGUUCCUGCGCUGCCCCGCCCCCGCGAUCACACGCGAGCUGCUGCGACUGCCCAUCUGCCACCAUCCGCGACGCAUGGCGCUGUGGGCGGCACAUAUCGCGGUCCUGCGCUGGCUGGAGGCGGAGGGUGAAGCCUUUGAGGCCUCGGAGGGCGGGAUUGAUGCCCCAACCGAACUCAAAGUUGGGCCGGACGUAUUUGCGUGGGCAGUCUUCAAGUGUGUGCUGGACAUGCAUUCAGCCCUGCAACGAGGCGAGAGGGCGAGCGAAAAGCGCUCCCCUCUCCCUCGUCCGUGGCGGGAAUGGGUCCAUUUGACGGACGCCAUGAUCGACCGCGCCCUGGCGCUCGCCCAAUCACGCCUGAACGCUCCCCUCCCACCAACGACGGUGCACGAGGCGGGCCGCCUUGCCCGCCAAGCGCUGAACUGGACGUGGAAACCGUUGGUCGACUCCUCCCACCCGCCACGGAGCUAUGAGCUGCACCGGCCCUUUGCUCCGGGUCAGUUUGGACGCUGCAGUCCAUACUGCGAGGAGAACAGGGAGCUCGUCUUCCGUCUCGCCGACAUGCCGGGAGACGAGAGGGAAAGGGUUAGGGAGAGCGCUGCCGGUCAGGCCGGUCAGGCCGGUCAGGCCUGGGCCGCGUGGUGUGAUGACCCCGACCCCCUCCCCGCAGACCAGGCUCAGGCCAGGCAACCGCCCCCUUUUGAGAAGUACGACUUCAGCUCGUACAACAAGUACACUACCUGGACGGAUGACCUCGCCUCCAGGGCGAAGUCGACCUCGACUCGGGCUCGUUCGAAGCAUAUCGGGGUAGAGGCACCGAGUGGCUGCAAAAAGGAGCGGGCAGAAGGGAUGAUCCCCCUGAGCCAUCGUUGCGUCCGUGUCUCGCAUCAACUUCAAGAGUCCUACGCGAGGGUGUGCGGGAAGGAGGUUGAUGAAAGAGGAGAACUCGGACUGGGACUCGGACUCAAGCACAGAGGAGGACGUCAAGGUGAGCUAAGUGCCUGCGGGAGAGCUGACAUUCAGCCGAAGAAGACUGCUAAGCGCGCCAAGGACGACCCAGACAGCGACGAGGACGAGAAGCCCCCGAAGAAGAGCAAGCCCGCUUCGAAGGGCAAGGCGCCCUCGUCCAAAGCGGCGGAGGCCGAAUGCGGACAGCUGUGUGCUAUGGCGCCCACGGGUUUCAAGACUGACAAGACAAAAAUGAUGAGGAUUACUACUACUCAAGCGGGUCUCAAGCGGGUCUCAAGCGGGAAGCUGCUCGGCGGAUGCGACGCGGCUGUGCUCAUUGCCCGGCGUCUGCGGGCCGCUCCCUCGCCGCUGGUUCCGACUUCCGCUCGACUCACUACUCUCGCCAAGCUCGCUCCGCUCGCUGCUCUCACUCGACACACUCGGCUCACUCCGCUCGCCGAGGUUGCUUCGCCCUCGACACUCGCGACACUCGCUUCGCUCGUGUCGCUCGCCUCCCGCGUGUCCCGCUUCUAA